UUUGUCGGACAAACGGAGAAAAACUCGGAACAAUGCACGGCAGUGCGGCCCAACCAAGUAGUCGCGACCGACCAAUACAGGCCACAGGAGAGAUCCAGACCUUCGCACCCCGUGGAAUAGGCGGUAAUCUAUCAAGCCAUUUGGGUUAUUGGAUUUCUACACCAGAUCCGACCACAAGGAUACGCCCCCCACCCGCUCCACGACAUCGAAGCAGGCAAGUGCGAGAGCAUGUUUCGGCCGCGAACGAGGCCUUUGAUGGCGGCCCUGGUAGUCGACGAAGCCGGUGGUGAGCCACCUGUCCUCCCGGAAGCCCCGCCGUCUCCAACGAGGUGUUUCCGCUCGAGGAAUCUCUGGCCGCGCGCGGACGCCGUUUACCGAUCUACACCUUCGCGUCACAGUUCGCCGGGGAGCACGAGCCCGUGCUUUUCGAUGGUGACGGAAACGACAAUCAGAUCCACGAGGCGCUUUCAGCAGAGCAAGUCGCUGACGUGGAAUUUCUGCGCGGGUUGAACCUUCAAGGACUCGAGGCCGGUGGGGCGACUACCGCCCCACACCGGAGGUUCAUGGUGUCUCCAGCAGCUGCAGCAGCCGGCGGAGGUAAAAAGUCAAGAUACGACGAGGACAACCUACCAACCCCCGCCACGCUUGUCGCAGACCUCAAGGAGGCGAGAAAUUUCAAGAGCGCCAUCACCGACAUGGAUGACGACGGUAGUGGCGCCCCCUUGCCUUACCUGGGUUACCUGGUUUUCGCGUGCGCCGACGAGGUUCACGAGGACGACGAAAAUCAGUACAUUUUCGCGACUUCCCGAGGUUUAGCGGAGGCGAUAUCGGAGGAAGAAUCUGAAGUAGUCGACGUGGAGGCCGAUGAAGGUGACAUGGGAGCUGAAGCGAUAGCGGAGGUAGAAUUUGAAGUAAUCGACCCGGCGGCCGAUGAAGGUGACAUGGGAGCUGAAGCGACAGCGGAGGCAGAAUUUGAACUAGACGACCCGGCGGCCGAUCAAGGUGACUUGGGCGCUGAAGCGUAUGGUGAGAUCGCGUUGGGAAGCAGGGCACAGCUCACCGCCCUGAAGCAGCACGUGCUGAAGCGGCGAGUUUUCUAUGUUCUGAUACGUGCGGACCGAAGGCAAUAUGCUGACCCUGACGAUGAGGAUAUGAGCUCUGACGUGAUACUUCUGGCAAUGGGGGUGUCGCCCGCGACCGGAAAUCUUGUAGGUGUCAUCGCAAUCCAAGCAUAUCACAACUUGUGUGACUGAGCUGUAUCGUAAGCCGGGAUUCAGCUGAGCUUGGCCUUGUUAUACCUUACUGACAUGUUUGAGACGCUUGGUACAGAGAACUAACGCAUCACAGAUGCAAGCAUUUUCCGGUUUUUCCAGUGUUUUGAGUUUAUUUGUUGUUUGUCGUCGUUGGUCUAUAGCCUGUUCUGACCUCUAUCGAGGGCCUCCUUGCGACGAAUCCCAAUCCGCUAGAAGAAAAUCUCCGUCGUUCACAUGGCAAGCGGCAUCAGAUUUAACC
This is a messenger RNA of Ectocarpus sp. CCAP 1310/34, 1512 nucleotides long. The record is from the annotation of a GenBank genome assembly. NCBI's taxonomy places the organism in Eukaryota, Phaeophyceae, Ectocarpales, Ectocarpaceae.